Paracoccidioides brasiliensis Pb18 is the source of this 1566-nucleotide messenger RNA. Its product is annotated as inositol phosphosphingolipid phospholipase. Gene Ontology annotation, cellular component: cytoplasm. Bases 1 to 1566 code for a protein of 521 amino acids. Gene Ontology annotation, molecular function: sphingomyelin phosphodiesterase activity. The record is from RefSeq and is a predicted model, not a curated record. The transcript has a single exon.
AUGCUCUCCCGGAACAGCGACGAGCUUCCCGAGAAAAUCAGUAUCCUCACCCUUAACUGCUGGGGUCUCAAAUUUCUUUCAAAAUACCGCCGUGAGCGCCUUCUAGAAAUAGGGAAGCGAAUCGCUGGUUCCAAUAAUCCUCCGCACAUCGUUGGCCUGCAAGAAUGCUGGACUCAAGAGGACUACAACAACAUCCGGAGGGAAACUCAAGAAAUCCUCCCCUAUGGGAAGUUUUAUUAUAGCGGGAUAUUUGGUGGAGGACUGGCUAUCCUCUCCAAAUGGCCUAUUGAAGAAAGCACAAUGUUCGCCUACCCGUUGAAUGGACGCCCAACAGCCUUCUUUCGUGGGGAUUGGUUUGUCGGAAAAGGGGUCGCAUGCGCAAGGAUCCGUAUUGGGCCCGCAUCUACUGACAUUGCGGAUGUUUUCUGUACGCAUCUUCAUGCUCCGUAUGAAAGGGAACCUCAUGACUCGUAUAUAUGUCACCGCACCGCUCAAGCGUGGGAAAUCGUGAAACUGAUGCGGGCGGCUGCUGAAAAGGGCCAUCUGGUUAUUGGUUUGGGAGAUUUCAAUAUGCUACCGCAAUCUCUUGCACAUCGGCUCAUCACUUCCCAUGCACCCGUAAAGGAUGUGUGGAGCCAUCUCCACCCAGACUCAUCUAUCGGAGCGGCGAUUGACGCCGCUGAAAUGGCACGGAAAAAGCCAAUACCGUCAGCCGAUUUCAACGUACUCGAAAACGGCGCUACAUGCGAUGGCAUCUUCAAUACCUGGCGCUGGAAUAAAACACAGCAGAAUAGACUCAAACGUGAAGGAAAUAUAGUCGUCGAUGGCGAACUCCCUGACCCUCUUGCAAAACGUCUAGACUACAUAUAUGUCGGGGACGGUGCCUUCGGCCAAUUUUCCUCCCCCAAGAAAUGGACCAUUUCUUCCGCAAGGGUAGGCAUGAUGGAACGACAUCCAACCCUCCAUUGUUCAUUGAGCGACCACUUCUCCGUCGAAGCUACGAUAGUACUAGAUACAUCAAAGGACUCCGACGCUGAAGACGAACAGAACUCGUUCCUCCCCAUUCAGAAGCAUAUUGAAUCCAUCCGUUCCCUACGUUCCAUAUCGCCCAUGGGUUCAACCACCCUUGUAACAGCUACGAAUGCCACCUCUCCUACGAAUACUGAGAUAGCAAGCCAACAACAGCAAAUUGCACUUGCGGAAGAUAUGUACGACCAAGUUUUACAGAUGAUUUCCACCUACGCUGCACGAGAGCGCUUCCAACGACGUGCCCGUCUCGGUCACUUUGCUGCCUCUCUCGUCGUGUCCACCUCCUGCUUUGUCGGUGUAUGGUGGUCUCCUCGAGCCUUUGUCUCUUUCAUUCUCUGCCUUGUCAGCUCGCUUAGCCUCGUAGCGGGCACCAUUGACGGGCUGAUCGGAGGUUUGUUCGUGAGCAGUGAGUUGCGAUCGCUAAAAGAGUUUGAGUGGGAGAUCCGCAAUGCAAGGAGGACCGUGUUGGGCUUAGGAUUGGACAUUGAAGAGGAGCAUAGGUCACCGAGAUCUGCGCCGCGGGGUUGGCAUCGCUGA